This is a messenger RNA of Caenorhabditis elegans, 1433 nucleotides long. RefSeq lists its product as uncharacterized. The transcript is spliced from 17 exons. The record is from RefSeq and is marked reviewed. The coding region runs from base 4 to 1368 and encodes 454 amino acids. Lineage: Eukaryota; Metazoa; Nematoda; Chromadorea; Rhabditida; Rhabditidae.
AGUAUGAAAUUUCUAAAGCUUAUUGUUAUUGGCACAAUUUUCGCCAUUGCGGAUACAGUACCCCAACAAAACCCAAACCAUGAACAAAGGCAUAUUGAGAAAAGAUUCGCCCUAAGAUCAAAUGGAGCAGACAUUGGAAAAUUUGCAGAAACCGCUGCCAGCUCAAAUCAUGAUCAAGAGCAUACUGUCCAUAAAAGACUUGCCUUGAAAUCGAAUGCUAGAGCGUUUGCAGAACCAGGAGUAAACUCUAACCAGGAACAAAAGUCUAUUGACCAGAAAAAGGUUAUGAUUACAUUCAAAUCAAACGGUGUAGACGCUGAAAAACCUGCAAAACCAGCAAUCGAAGCUCUCCCAUUUAAGCAUAGAGAGGAUAAACGCAAGGCAAUGACUAUUUUCUUGAAAUCUCAGGAUGAGAACGUUGAACCAAAGAAACAGAGAGAGGAUAAGAGUAAAAUGACCAUUUUCUUCAAAUCUCAAAAUAAGAAGGCGCAAACAGCUGCACAAAAGCAAUCUGUUCAGCAAGAUGCAUUGCUUGAUGUUCUCCGCAAGCGCUAUCAGAAGAAAAACGAUGUUUUCGGAUUUGCUGACAAACCGCAAGAGAUCAAGUCUCAUAUUGUUGCCGAGCAAGAUCAUGAGCAUUUAGUCCACGAAAAAAGAGUGAUUGAUCCUAAAGGCGCUUUUAUUUUUUUCAAAUCAAAUGACCAAAAUAAAGAUCAGCAAGCUGAAGCCGCUCCACAUCAACCAAAGGGCUUCGAUAAAGAAAAGUUUGCUGCAUUCCGCAAAAGAUUCGAGGCAGCUCGUAAAAAAUAUGCUACCGCUCGCCCACACAAAGUUGCAAAGGCAGUUGCGCAACGAGGUCUGCCAGGAUUUCCACGCAAGAAGAGAGACAUCGCUGCGACGGUUGUCGGCGCCGCAGUCAGUAGUGUUGUCUCGAAUUUGAUGAAAAAUGUGGAAGAGAGUGUUGUGAAAGCGAACGAGCAGGCAAGCAAGGUGACAGCCGAUGUUGUCGAUUCAUCGCACGGAUCGAUUUUGGGAUCCGGCGAAAUUUCACUCAUAUCAAAUGACGCUAUCCAACACCAACUCGCACCACAGGUUGUUCAAGCUGCUCCAGUUUCGAAUGAAGCCGUGCCAAAGCCGUUCGCUCCAGUCAACCCAAUCCAUGCAGAUAUAGAGGUCAUUGUUGGAAAUACCAAUGCUACUACGAUUACCUCAACUGUUGCACCAAUUCCUCCAAAGAAAGGUUUCUUCUCUACACUUUUUGGUUCUUUCAAGAACUUGUUCGGAACCGUCACCAACUCCAUUGGCGGAUUCUUCAUUGAUAUGGGAUCCCGUAUCACUAACUUUGUCGAGAAACGUGUCAAGGUUUAAUUUGAUGCUACUUCACAUUUUAUUUUUUUUAAAGUUCUACUAAUAAAUUUGAAUAAUUUAUAAAA